UAAUUAACUAAUUAUCAAAUAGUAUACGAAUUUCUUUAGAAAAGUAUAUAGUUGUCGAAGAAAGUGAGAAAAAAAAAAAACUAUAUAUAAUACACUUUUAGAAAGUACUCAUAUAAGAUGAAGAGGAUUGCAAAGCCAGAUUGGUACGAAUCUUCAAAUAUUACAGAAUAGAGAAAACUACCUUGCAGAAAUUAACGAGGGAGUGAUUGGUUUCAGUAUUUAAGGCCGCGGCAAUGAAGAAAAGAGGUUCAUCCACGGUGGUUAUAAGCUUGGGGUCCUUGGUUUCUUUCUUCUUAUUGAUCCUGUACUUCUCAAACUCCACCUUAAACUCAAAUAUCAAAUUUUCAACCAUUUCUCAAGAGAGCAUGUAUAUGCCUGAGAAAUCAACUGGCAGAGAGAAUCUACGAUCUGUUCUUCCUUCAUUGCAAUCUCCAAAAGCUACCCAAAUUGAAUGCAACCGCUCUCAUUAUUCCUAUGAUAUCUGUAAGAUCAACAGUCCAACAGUUUUGGACCCCACCACUUCUACAUUCUAUGUAAUGAGCCCUAAAAGCCCAUCAUUGGAGGAAAAGAUCCGACCCUAUGCUAGAAAAUGGGAGCCUUUUACAAUGUCUAGAAUCAAAGCGAUUACUCUCACUUCAGGCCCAUUAAGCCCAAAAUGUCAAGUCCAACAUAAAGCUCCAGCGCUAGUAUUCAGUGCGGGAGGGUACACCGGGAACUUCUUCCAUGAUUUCAAUGAUGGGUUUAUCCCGCUCUAUAUCACAGUCAACUCCAUCUUCAACAAGCAAGACCCUAUCCUUGUCAUCUCUGAAGCGAAUAAUUGGUGGAUUAAUAAAUAUGCAGAAAUAUUAAGAGGUUUUAGCCAGCACCAAAUCAUAAACCUUGAUAACAAUAAUGUUACUCAUUGUUUUCCUUCAGUUGAUGUGGGAUUAAUAUCUCACGGGUUCAUGACCAUAAAUCCGAAAUCAAUACCAAAUGCAAAAACUUUUACCCACUUUCAUGCUUUCCUACGAAAAGCCUAUACUAGGAGCCACCAUGUUCAAAUCGCCAAAACUUCAAAGUCACCGGCAUCUCGGCCAAGGUUGGUCUUGGUAUGUCGAACCGGUGCAACGGGACGGGUUUUGAUGAAUCGAGAUCAAGUAAAAGAAGAAGCAGAGAAGAUUGGGUUCGAUGUGGUAGUGUUUGAACCAACGGCUAAGACACCAUUGAGUGUGGCAUAUGAUUUGGUUAGUUCGAGCCAUGUAAUGGUUGGUGUUCAUGGUGCGGGACUAACUCAUGCUUUGUUUCUACGACCUGGGUCGGUGUUGGUUCAGGUGGUUCCACUAGGUGCUGAGUGGGUUGCUGAGGUUUGCUUUGGGAACCCAGCUAGGGCUGCGAGGCUGGAAUACAUGGAAUAUAGAAUUAAAGCCGAGGAGAGUAGCUUAAUAGAGAAGUAUGGUAAAGAUGAGAUGGUGGUAAAAGAUCCUGUGGCUUUUAGAGGUAACAAAUGGUCGGCUGAGGUUAUGCAUGUGUAUUUGAAAAAGCAAGAUAUUAGAGUGGAUUUGAAUAGGUUUAGUGGGUAUUUGAAAGAAGCCUAUAAGAAAAGUAAUAAGCUGUUGGAAAAUGGAGAAAAAUCAAGUGGAUGAAUAUUUUGGUGUAAUUUUAGGAAGUUAGUGUUCUAAGUGGAUGAUUAUUUAUGUAUAUUGAAUUGGAUGCUAAUUCCCAUAUUUGGGAAAUUGAAAGACAA
Molecule: messenger RNA, 1723 nt
Organism: Ziziphus jujuba (common jujube)
Lineage: Eukaryota; Viridiplantae; Streptophyta; Magnoliopsida; Rosales; Rhamnaceae
Product: xylan glycosyltransferase MUCI21
Exons: 3
Coding region: 234-1622 (462 amino acids)
Molecular function (GO): glycosyltransferase activity
Source: RefSeq, a predicted model, not a curated record